Molecule: messenger RNA, 945 nt
Organism: Chelmon rostratus (copperband butterflyfish)
Lineage: Eukaryota; Metazoa; Chordata; Actinopteri; Chaetodontiformes; Chaetodontidae
Gene: prdx4
Product: peroxiredoxin 4
Exons: 7
Coding region: 80-865 (261 amino acids)
Biological process (GO): cellular response to stress; hydrogen peroxide catabolic process; response to oxidative stress
Cellular component (GO): endoplasmic reticulum; cytosol
Molecular function (GO): thioredoxin peroxidase activity
Source: RefSeq, a predicted model, not a curated record
GGAAGAAGGCUUCUUCAAAUCCUGCCAACGGACUGAAACACAGCGCUCGGCAGUGGCUACGUGCUUUCCAAGCGACACAAUGGAGUUUCUCUUCCACACAAAUGUAAAGAAAGAGCUUUUCUGCGCGCUCUGUGCGCUCCUCCUCCUCCUCGCCACGGCCACUUCGGCAGAGGAAGGCGCUAAUGCGAAAAACUCCCAGUGUCACAACUACGCGGGAGGACACGUCUAUCCUGGAGAGGCUUUCCGAGUGCCAGUGUCUGACCAUUCCCUGCACCUCAGCAAAGCCAAGAUUUCAAAGCCUGCACCACAAUGGGAAGGAACAGCCGUCAUUAACGGUGAAUUCAUGGAGCUGAAGCUGUCAGACUACAGAGGCAAAUAUAUUGUCUUUUUCUUCUAUCCCCUGGACUUCACGUUUGUCUGCCCGACUGAGAUCAUCGCAUUCAGCGAUAGGGUGCAUGAGUUUCUUGCCAUCAAUACAGAGGUAGUCGCCUGCUCUGUCGACUCCCAGUUCACCCACCUGGCCUGGAUCAAUACACCCAGGAAGCAGGGUGGACUUGGACCAAUGAAAAUCCCUCUGUUGUCAGACCUCACUCACCAGAUUUCAAAAGACUAUGGAGUCUACCUGGAGGACCAGGGACACACAUUGAGGGGACUCUUCAUCAUCGACAACAAGGGCAUCCUGAGGCAGAUCACCAUGAACGAUCUUCCAGUGGGAAGAUCUGUGGAUGAGACUCUACGGCUGGUGCAGGCCUUCCAGUACACUGACAAACAUGGAGAAGUGUGUCCCGCAGGAUGGAAACCAGGCAGUGACACAAUCAUUCCAGACCCUUCAGGCAAGCUGAAGUAUUUUGAUAAACUGAACUGAUCAUCCUUUCCGUCGUCCCAGUCUGUGAAAUCUACCUCUCACAGAACGUACAAAUAAAAGUGUGUUUUCCUAAAAUGCUG